Messenger RNA from Bipolaris zeicola 26-R-13, 1554 nucleotides. RefSeq names its product glycoside hydrolase family 10 protein. The transcript has a single exon. The record is from RefSeq and is a predicted model, not a curated record. Gene Ontology annotation, molecular function: hydrolase activity, hydrolyzing O-glycosyl compounds; cellulose binding. The coding region runs from base 1 to 1554 and encodes 517 amino acids. Gene Ontology annotation, biological process: carbohydrate metabolic process. NCBI's taxonomy places the organism in Eukaryota, Fungi, Ascomycota, Dothideomycetes, Pleosporales, Pleosporaceae. Gene Ontology annotation, cellular component: extracellular region.
AUGCACUUCCGCGAUGCAUCCAUCUACAUGGCCGUCGUUGGCUUGACCUCGACGACGGCUCUCGCUGCCGUGGCUCCCUUUGGCCAGUGCGGCGGCGUCAACUACAAGGGCGACAGUGCCUGCGCUUCUGGCUCGCACUGCGUCAAGUACAACGACUGGUACAGUCAGUGUAUUCCCGGUGGAGAAUCUGCUGCUCCAUCGCCCAGCUUGCCCAGCAAAGCCCCUGCUAUGGAGCCUAACGGUACCGCACCUGUCGCCACCCCUGCUUCAUCGCCUACUGAAGACGAGUCCUGCGAUGCUGAUGAGGAGGGCGGCGAUGCUAACACGGACGCAAAAGAAGGGGACGACGAGUCCUGCGAUGCCGACGAGGAGGGUGGCGAUGCCGACACUGCGGGAAAUGAAGGUGAUGAUGAGUCUUGUGAAGCUGAUGACGAACCUGUUCCAUCGCCAUCUGCAGCUGCUAACACUGGUGGCAACACUGGUGUCAAGCCCGCUGUUUCUCCUUCUCCUUCUCCCUCUUCAGCUGCUGGCUCUGGUGGCAACUCUGGUGUUAAACCCACUCCUUCCCCGUCUCCGGCUACCGGCUCUGGCGGAAACACUCCUGCUCCCAACGUUGCUGGCAGCGGCCGCAACGGCGCCAAAUGUAGUCUUGAUGCUGCCUUCAAGGCCAAAGGCAAGAAAUAUGUUGGUGUUGCCACUGAUCAAUACACUCUCAGCGCGGGCAAGAACAAGGAGAUCAUUGUCGACAACUUUGGCUGCGUCACUCCUGAGAACAGCAUGAAGUGGGAUGCCACUGAGCGUAGCGAGGGACAAUUCACUCUCGAUGGUGCUAAUGCCCUUGUCUCCUUCGCCACUGGAAACGGCAAACUCAUCCGCGGUCACACUACCGUCUGGUACUCUCAGUUGGCUUCAUGGGUCACUCAGAUCCGUGACAAGGCCAAGCUCGAAGAGGUCAUGGUUAACCACAUCAAGAAACUCGUUGGUACUUAUGCCGGCAAGAUCUACGCCUGGGAUGUUGUAAACGAAAUCUUUGACGAGCAAGGUGGCUUCCGAUCCAGUGUCUUCUACAACGUCCUCGGUGAAGGCUUCGUCUCUACCGCUUUCCACGCUGCCCACCAAGCCGAUCCCCUCGCCAAGCGUUACAUUAACGACUACAACCUUGACGGCGCAAACUACGCCAAGACAAAGGGUAUGAUUACCCACGUAAAGAAAUGGAUUGCCGACGGUGUUCCUAUUGACGGCAUCGGCUCCCAGUCCCACCUCAGCUCCCCAGGCACCCUUUUCCCCAUCUCUGGUGUCCCUGCUGCUUUGCAGGCUCUUUGCGAAGCCGCUCCCGAGUGCGCGGUAACUGAGUUGGAUAUCAACCACGGUAAGCCCGCUGAUUGGGUCACCGUCUUCGACGCUUGUGCCGAUAUCAAGAACUGUGUCGGUGUCACUGUUUGGGGUGUUUCUGACACCAACUCUUGGAUCGGUGCUGCCGGUGGACCUCUCCUGUUUGACGGGUCCUUCACGGCCAAACCGUCUUACAACGAGCUUUGCUCCGCUCUCGCUUAA